This is a messenger RNA of Fomitopsis serialis, 1791 nucleotides long. RefSeq lists its product as uncharacterized. Bases 1 to 1791 code for a protein of 596 amino acids. The record is from RefSeq and is a predicted model, not a curated record. The transcript is spliced from 4 exons. Gene Ontology annotation, molecular function: protein binding. NCBI's taxonomy places the organism in Eukaryota, Fungi, Basidiomycota, Agaricomycetes, Polyporales, Fomitopsidaceae.
AUGGCCGAUACUGCUAACACCCAUCAUGAGAACGUCGUGCAGCUCAGCAAAGCGGUGUCCGCGGGGGUUCAGAGGAGCCUCGGCGGUAUGAGCAUACCUGAUAUACGAGUUGCGGAAGGAGAGCUUACGACGGCUGUAGUCAUGCUCAGGUCCGCUCUGAAUGCUGCUGUGCCUUUCCACCGCUUGCCCCCCGAGAUCAUGAAGGCGAUAUUCUGGCUCGUGCCCACGAUGCAAUACCAUCUCGUUGGUCGUAACAGCCAAUCCCACAUCGUGGACAUCUGGGAGCGCCGCCACUACGCACGCAUGAACGAGCUGUUCACGCUCAUGCUUGUGUGCCGCCAUUGGAGGGAUAUCGUGGCAGCGAUCCCGUCCUUCUGGAACACCAUCAAUCAGGCACACCAAUCAAGCCGGACGACGUUCCUAGAGCGGUCACGGUUUGGCCCGUUGAAGGUUGUUCUCCACAACACUCCAUCGGCAUUCAUGUCCACACUUUGCGACAGGGAAUACGCGCGGCUUGUAGCGAUAUACCAUUGCAACAUAACGGCUACUACCGCGCAGGAAUACCUCGGGUUCCUCGCGCCAGCCCUUGAAGUUCUGGACUUAUCGAAUAGCUGGUUCUUCGGACGCCGGAUUCUCGGCGAGUCUGUACAGACCAUCCAGCUCUUCCGCGGACACACUCCUCGUCUGCGCCAGCUCAAUCUCCAUCAUGUCCACUGGUUCCCCGAACUACAGGUGUCGGCACUGACCCAUCUGUCGGUAGACAUGUGUCGAUGGGACGAUUUCUUGGCCAAAGUAAUGGGAAUCAUAGCGUCUGCACCUGGUCUCAUCGACCUGGUGCUCAGCGCGGUCUCGAGCACCACACCCGACGUCGAAACCCUGAACACGUCGUAUCCUGACUACUCCAGGCUCCAUUUGCGCUACGUCGUUACCGAAGAAGCCGUCAUAGCCAUCCUCGCGAAGCUGUCACUCCCUUCAACAACUGUUGUCGACAUCGUCAAGGCCCUCGACGCGCACCACUUCACAGCGAACGUGCUGCCUACUCUGUCCAACCUCCCAGUGACGAAGACGGUCACCCGCGCAUCCAUCGCGAUGAUGCCUGUCGUCAACGACCACCAUUUCAUGAUGGCGCAGCUCACGGGGGUGAGCGACGUAGCCGGCAUCCUCUGCACUCCCGUAGGGCUCCGCGGCGACCUCGCCCCGGUGGCCUCUAUCCUUCCCGCACAACAGCUCCGCGAGCUCUGGCUGAUGUUGGUUCCGACCCACGAAAUCGUGAUUAUGGCCGGUGGGGACCCAGAUUUCUUCCCUGCCUUCGUACUGGACCCCGACGCGCUGCGGGAGACUUUGAGACCCAUGGCGGCGCUCGAGACGCUCGUGGUGUGGAGCACUGUCCUGCCGAGCGUCGUUGAGGCACUGGUGGACCACGGCGCGAGGGCGUCACGGCCGUUGUGUCCCAAACUGUCCUGCGUGCGCGUCGUGCUAACCCGCAGUACACCGGCACCGCAGGCAGAGGAAGCCGUCUCACUGCUCGAUGCGCAGCAAGACAUCUUGCGCUUGGCCCGCGUGCAGAUCAACUAUCUCCCGAAGUACGCAGGCGAGAAGGUCGAGAGGACGGAGUUCGACCACCACUUCCCCUCGAUCGAGUAUGUUACGCUGGACCACACGCCCACCAUGGAGAUGCCGCCCGUGUGCAUGCACGAGGCACACGCCCGGUGGACAGGGUGGAAAGUUGACGACGACGGAGUGCAGAUCAGAGAGGACGGUGAGCUCCGCGAGGACAUGCACAUGUCAUGA